AUGUGGGGCCUCAAAAGUAUCACGGUCUCUAGAACAUCUAUAAAUACCAGCUCCCCGCCCCACUAUCUCCCUUCUUUCUACUACAUCCAUCCUACUAAGCGCUUGUUCAUCCUCGAACCACGAACAAUAAUGGUUGCCCCAGAUAUUCCCGCCACCCACGGGCACCUCCUCCGCGACCGCACAACCCUCAAGGCGCCGGACAGACUUUCCCCAAGCUUCGUCGAGCGGAGGAGGGCCCGUCGAGCGAAGAAGAGCAAGACCCAGCGUGCGAAGAAAGCCGCCGCCAACACCACCACCACCACCGCCGUCCCCGCCGCCGCCGCCACUACCACCACCAAAGCCGCCAAGGGCCGGUCCAAGAAACCACCUAAGGCUAUCAAGUACUGGAUGGUCCUCACUCUCGAUGGCGGGAGGAGGAUUACCCAAGUCGCCGAGAGUGCGGAGGUGCCUGAGGACGCGAUCUCUGUCAAGAUCGUGGUCCCAGCCUCCCACCGGUUCUUAGACUGGCCUGUGGUGGCUAGAUUGAAGGGGAGGGGAGAGGAGGAGGGGUAG
Messenger RNA from Tricharina praecox, 552 nucleotides. RefSeq lists its product as uncharacterized. Bases 1 to 552 code for a protein of 183 amino acids. Lineage: Eukaryota; Fungi; Ascomycota; Pezizomycetes; Pezizales; Pyronemataceae. The record is from RefSeq and is a predicted model, not a curated record. The transcript has 4 exons.